Molecule: messenger RNA, 1217 nt
Organism: Sinocyclocheilus anshuiensis
Lineage: Eukaryota; Metazoa; Chordata; Actinopteri; Cypriniformes; Cyprinidae
Product: GTPase IMAP family member 7-like
Exons: 3
Coding region: 1-1104 (367 amino acids)
Molecular function (GO): GTP binding
Source: RefSeq, a predicted model, not a curated record
AUGGUAGCACUGGAGACAGAUAGCAGCAUAGUGUCGGCCCAGAUCCGGCCCACAUCUGGCACAUGUGUAAUGAUGGCACUUGGGUGGACCGCUCCUGUUUGCCAGAUCUUGGCCAAAAGAGGAAGUAGAUGGUUGGUGACACUGAGUCUCAUUUGUGCUCUUCUGCUGGUCUUCAUCAUCAAAGCAGAGAAAGACCUGCUGAGUUACAGGAACACAGUUGAGGAGUUAAGUAAAACUAUCAACGACUUACAGGACAGUUACACUGAUCUGAUUACUGAAAGAGAUCAACUGCAGAACAAUUUCAACUCUUUGAAUCAGAAGAAACUGGAGCUGGAGACCAGAAUCAAAGAUCUCACUGAUGGGAAAGACCAGUUACAGAGAAACUUUGACUCUUUGAGUCAGAAGAAACUGGAGUUAGAAAGCAAAGUCAUAUAUCUGAUUGAUGAAUUAAAGAAAGCUUAUGAACAAGGACCUGCAGAUCUGAGGCUUUUGCUGCUAGGAAAAACUGGAUCAGGCAAGAGUGCAACUGGAAACACAAUCCUGGGCGAAAGUAUAUUUAGCGAGAAUGCUGUUACUUCAGUUUGUAUGAGUAAAAAAGCAGCUGUGGGCCAAAGAACCAUCACAGCAGUCGACACUCCAGGACUGUUUAACCCAGCAGUCAGUGAAGAGGAUCUGAUGAAUGAGAUAAAGAACAGUGCUCUUACGUCUGCUUCUGGUCCUCAUGUGAUUCUGCUGGUCAUCAGGCUGGAUGUGAAACUCACAGAAGAAGAGAGGAACUUUGUGACGUGGAUUCAGAACAAUUUUGGAGAAGAUGCUGUGAAUUACACCUUCAUCCUCUUCACUCACGCUGAUCAUCUGAACGGUGAAUCUGUGGAAGAUCACAUCAGACGAAGUCCUGAUCUCCAGCGUCUGAUCGACCAGUGUGAUGGCAGAUAUCACUCGUUCAACAACAGAGACAGACGAAACACAGAUCAGGUCACAGAGCUGCUAGAGGAGAUGGAGCGAAUGCUGCGAAACAACAGAGGGCACUAUUACAGCACAGAGCACUUCAACAUGCCGCAGACAGUUCCUGAAGGCUUUUUUCUAGUUGGGCUGGAAUGCUAAUAGUUACUGCAGUUAUAGUUUUAGCAGCUGCAGCAAUUACAAGACUGGGUUAUAUAACAGGUGAAGGUCGGUUAACAAUCUUAAAGCAAGUGACAGAAGAAGAAGAAGAAGAA